Molecule: messenger RNA, 1182 nt
Organism: Micromonas commoda
Lineage: Eukaryota; Viridiplantae; Chlorophyta; Mamiellophyceae; Mamiellales; Mamiellaceae
Exons: 1
Molecular function (GO): protein binding
Source: RefSeq, a predicted model, not a curated record
GCGGAGGUUGGGCGUCUGGGUGCGUUGAGGACAAUGAACCUCGGCGUCAAUCAGCUGACGAGCCUGCCGGCGGAGAUCGGACAGCUCACGUCGCUGAGGGAGUUGGGGCUCGAAGGCAAUGAGCUGACGAGCGUGCCGGCGGAGAUCGGGCAGCUCACGGCGCUGGUGGAGCUGAAACUCGAAGACAACAUGCUGACGGAGUUGCCGGCGGAGAUCGGGCAGCUCAAGUCGCUGGUGGAGUUGAAACUCGAAGGCAAUGAGCUGACGAGCAUGCCGGCGGAGAUCGGGCAGCUCGCGUCACUGGUGGUGUCGAACCUCAAUUACAAUCAGCUGACGGAGUUGCCGGCGGAGAUCGGGCAGCUCAAGUCGCUGAGGGAGUUGAACCUCAGCAACAAUCAUCUGACGAUCCUGCCGGCGGAGAUCGGGCAGCUCACGUCGCUGGUGGAGUUGAAACUCGAAGGCAAUGAGCUGACGAGCGUGCCGGCGGAGAUCGGGCAGCUCGCGUCACUGGUGGAGUUGAAACUCGAAGACAACAUGCUGACGGAGUUGCCGGCGGAGAUCGGGCAGCUCAAGUCGCUGGUGGAGUUGAAACUCGAAGGCAAUGAGCUGACGAGCAUGCCGGCGGAGAUCGGGCAGCUCACGUCACUGGUGGUGUCGAACCUCAAUUACAAUCAGCUGACGGAGUUGCCGGCGGAGAUUGGGCAGCUCAAGUCGCUGAGGGAGUUGAACCUCAGCAACAAUCAGCUGACGAGCCUGCCGGCGGAGAUCGGGCAGCUCAAGUCGCUGGUGGAGUUGAAACUCGAAGACAACAUGCUGACGGAGUUGCCGGCGGAGAUCGGGCAGCUCAAGUCGCUGGUGGAGUUGAACCUCUACAACAAUAGGCUGACGAGCGUGCCGGCGGAGAUUGGGCAGCUCACGUCGCUGGUGGAGUUGAAACUCGAAGACAACAUGCUGACGGAGUUGCCGGCGGAGAUCGGGCAGCUCAAGUCGCUGAGGGAGUUGAAACUCUGGAACAAUAGGCUGACGAGCGUGCCGGCGGAGAUCGGGCAGCUCACGUCGCUGACGGAGUUGGACCUCAGGUGCAAUGAGCUGACGAGCGUGCCGGCGGAGAUCGGGCAGCUCACGUCGCUGACGGAGUUGGUCCUCCACAAAAAUCAGCUGACGAGCUUGCCGGCGGAGAUC